GCGCGCGCUCACUUCUCGUCACCCGCUCAGCGCAGUAGCUCGCGACUUUUCUCCGCGAGCCAACCGGACACCGCAGUCACUCACCUCGGGACACCAGGAUUACGACGUGUUUUGUGCCAGUGGCGAUGGUGAUUGACAGAUGAUCUGACUGAGGAAGACAUCAGACGCUGUCUCUGUGGUGGUUAUUAUGGGGUGUACCUGUUGCAAGCAGAAGAAGUCCGCCAAGGCAGCACUAACAUCAACAGCAGCAGUAGACAUUACGGAUCAGUCUCCUAGCAACGCAGACGGAGGGUUGUCCUCGGCCUUGACUCCGGGCCGUUACUGUCCCGACCCCACUCAGACCAUCCCAGACUUCAACAAGGGCUUCUCUUCAAGCACCAUCUUCCCAAACACCAACACACACCAGCGGCCUGGAGGUGGUGGAGUCACUCUCUUUAUAGCUCUGUAUGACUAUGACGCUCGCACUGAAGAUGACCUCACUUUUCAGAAAGGAGAGAAAUUCCAGAUAAUCAACAACACAGAGGGUGACUGGUGGGAGGCUCGUUCUCUGGACACAGGCAACUCAGGUUACAUCCCCUCCAACUACGUAGCUCCUGUCGACUCCAUACAGGCCGAAGAGUGGUAUUUUGGGAAGAUGGGGAGGAAGGAUGCGGAGAGACAGCUGCUGGGCCAUGGCAACCAGAGGGGAACUUUCCUUAUACGAGAGAGCGAGACCACCAAAGGUGCUUACUCUCUGUCUAUCCGUGACUGGGACGACAACAAGGGAGACCACGUCAAGCAUUAUAAGAUCCGCAAACUAGACAAUGGUGGCUACUACAUUACCACGAGAUCACAGUUUGACACAGUUCAGCAGUUGGUGGAGCACUACACAGAGAGAGCGGCGGGACUGUGCUGCCGUUUGAUUGGCAGCUGUAAGCGGGGCAUGCCUAAGCUGGCCGACUUAUCAGUGAAGACCAAGGAUAUGUGGGAGAUUCCCCGUGAAUCCCUCCAGCUGAUUAAAAAACUAGGCAACGGCCAGUUUGGAGAAGUCUGGAUGGGCUCUAAUGAUGGGCUGUGUUAUUACCUGACCAAGCCCUGUCUUAACAGCACCCCACUCACCAUGGGCCUAGGGCGGGAUGCCUGGGAGGUGCACAGGGACGCGCUGUCCCUGCAAAGGAAGCUGGGACAGGGUUGCUUCGGGGACGUUUGGAUGGGCAUGUGGAACGGUACCACCAAGGUAGCGGUGAAGACUCUGAAGCCAGGAACCAUGUCCCCUGAGGCGUUCCUGGAGGAAGCUCAGAUCAUGAAGAGACUCCGCCAUGACAAGCUGGUGCAGCUCUACGCUGUCGUGUCUGAGGAGCCCAUCUACAUUAUCACUGAGUUCAUGAGCCAAGGAAGUUUGUUGGACUUCCUAAAAGAUGGUGAGGGACAGAGUCUGAAGCUGCCACAGCUGGUGGACAUGGCUGCACAGAUUGCAGCUGGGAUGGCGUACAUCGAGAGGAUGAACUACAUCCACCGUGACCUGCGGGCAGCUAACAUCCUUGUUGGAGACAAUCUGGUGUGCAAGAUUGCUGACUUUGGCCUGGCUAGGCUCAUUGAGGACAACGAGUACACCGCCAGACAAGGGGCGAAGUUCCCCAUCAAGUGGACGGCUCCAGAAGCUGCAUUGUACGGACGCUUUACCAUCAAGUCAGACGUAUGGAGCUUUGGCAUCCUACUAACUGAACUCAUCACUAAGGGACGGGUGCCGUACCCAGGCAUGAAUAACCGUGAGGUGUUGGAGCAGGUGGAGAGGGGCUACAGGAUGCCCUGUGCCCCCGGCUGCCCCGCCUCGCUCCAUGAACUGAUGGUGCAGUGCUGGAGGCGGGAGGCCGAUGAGAGGCACACUUUUGAGUACCUGCAGUCCUUCCUGGAGGAUUACUUCACCGCCACGGAGCCGCAGUACCAGCCUGGAGAAAACCUGUGACCAAUGAUGCAAUAAACGGACAAACAGAAAGACAGAUAGACAGACCGGUCAUCAUUGUAUUUGUCCCAUGCACACACACACACACACACACACACACACACACAUAUUAGAAUACAUAUCAUUGCCUUGUUUCAUUGUUUGAAGACAGUUUCCUCCUCUUGGUUAUUGAUCACUGCAGCCCAUUCAGGACAGAUCAGUCAACCGUGCUGAAGAGCCGAGUCGGAGCUCUGCUGAUCAGGCCUUGCAGUAAUGUUGCUUUGCUCUGUAACCAUGACAACAAGGAACUGAAAGAAGAUGUAGAUGUUCGUGUUGAGGUGGGGGGAAGUGGAGUUGGUACAUGAUUUGUUCAGCUGCCAUAUAUGUUCAGGUCCUUGAUUUCUGCUUCUGAGAAGAGCCAUUUUUUAGCAGGCCAACUGUUUGCCAAAUAAAUACAUUGAUACAGACACGAUAGAAGGUGCAACAGGUUCCAGAUAACUGUAAAUGAACCCAGUGAACCCGUGUGGUAGGUUGUGCACAGUGCACAUAGACGCUGUAAGAUUUUUAAGAUGCCUCCUCUUUCAAAAAUCUUACACGCAUAUAAAAAGGCUGUUGAUCUGAUCCACGUCCAUCACCUGAAAGGGGGAACUGAUUUUACAUUUGCACCAAUAAGUGCCUUAAAGUGUUCAAAUUAAGGGCUGUUUUAGAUUUUAAGUACCUUCAAUAUUGUUAGUAAAGACUGGAGAGAUGGUAAGGAAUGCUCUUUGUUUGUCUGAUAAUUUGUAUGACAAUUUUGUAUGAACUGUCUCUUUUACUGUUUUAAUUUAACUCAGAUACUAUGUCUGUGCAUCACAAAGACUUCUAUAUCUAGCUAACAUGUAUACAGUUUUCAUCCAUUGGGAGGGCAGGGUGAAAUGUUACACAUAAAGGGGGAAAGAUCAGCAUAAGUGGGCUUUGGAAGGAUAGUGUUUAUGACAAGAGUGUAACCUUUAUGUGAUUUUGAAGAGAUUAUCCUGUCAUGUUAUUGUAAUAAAGAUCAUAUCUUUUUCCGGGUUACAACUUGUCUCUCAUUCUGUGAGUUUUUGGACAUGUAUGCUAUUUUCUUUGAUGCUUUGUAAGAGGUAUGUCAACAUCAAGUGUCAUCAUAUGCAAUACAAUCAAAGAUAAAUGAUGAUUUCCUUUG
Molecule: messenger RNA, 3104 nt
Organism: Epinephelus lanceolatus (giant grouper)
Lineage: Eukaryota; Metazoa; Chordata; Actinopteri; Perciformes; Serranidae
Gene: yrk
Product: Yes-related kinase
Biological process (GO): protein phosphorylation
Molecular function (GO): protein tyrosine kinase activity; ATP binding; protein binding
Source: RefSeq, a predicted model, not a curated record